Podospora anserina S mat+ is the source of this 1254-nucleotide messenger RNA. RefSeq lists its product as uncharacterized. The coding region runs from base 1 to 1254 and encodes 417 amino acids. Lineage: Eukaryota; Fungi; Ascomycota; Sordariomycetes; Sordariales; Podosporaceae. Gene Ontology annotation, biological process: biosynthetic process. Gene Ontology annotation, molecular function: pyridoxal phosphate binding. The transcript has 2 exons. The record is from RefSeq and is a predicted model, not a curated record.
AUGUCACAAGUCAACCAACUCGAUGCCUCCCUCAAUAAACACCUGGAUCGCCGCAAGGCCCGCGACAUGUUCCGCAGCCUGACCCUCGUCCCUCCCGGCACAGCAGACUUCUCCUCAAACGCAUACCUCUCCCUGUCUGCUCAGCCAUCGGUCAAAAAAACGUUUUUGUCACGACUUCAAGACGCCGCACACGCCAACACCCCAUCUCUCCUCGGCUCAGGAGGCUCCCGUCUCCUCGAUGGAAACUCACCCAAGGCGGAAGCGCUCGAGAAAACCCUCGCCGCCUUUCACAGUGCCCCUGCUUCCCUACUCUUCAACUCAGCCAUGGACGCCAACGUGGGACUCUUCAGCUGUGUGCCGCAGCCAGACGAUGUUGUCCUGUACGACGAGCUGGUUCACGCUAGUAUCCACGACGGGAUGCGUCUCAGCCGAGCUGCCGAAAAGUUAUCGUUUGCGCACAGCACAGUCUGGAGCACCGAGGAGACUGUGGAGCACGGAAAACGGAAGCCCGAGUCGCUGGAAACGGUCUUGGUGGGCCUUCUCAGCAGACCAGGUGGGCAUCUCUUCAAGUCCGGGGAGAGAAACGUCUUUAUUUCCGUUGAGGGUGUCUACAGCAUGGAUGGGGAUGUUUGUCCCCUGAAAGACAUCACAGACUGUGUGGAACGUUGGCUGCCAAAAGGAAACGGACUUGUUAUCGUCGAUGAGGCUCACUCGUUAGGGGUUUUUGGGGAAAGAGGCCAAGGUCUAGUGUCCGAGCUGGGCCUCGAGGAUCGAGUGUGGGCGAGGGUGAUGGGGUUUGGCAAAGCGAUGGGCUGUUCGGGCGGGCUCAUCUUGUGUUCUGACAUCACCCGAUCAUACUUGAUCAACUAUGCUCGCACGCUCAUCUACACGACUGCCAUGGCGCUUCCGUCUCUGAUCAGUAUCGAGGUCGCUUACGAAUUCAUGAUGAGCGGCGGAGCUGAGCCACUGGUUCAUCGCCUCAAAAACCUCGUCAAGAACGCCCACUGCUUCUUGGUUGAGCCAAAAUCCUCCAUUAUCCCGGUAUUUACCGAUCAUCCACGCAGCCUAGCAGGUCACUGUCAACAGAACGGAUUCAUGGUGCGCCCUAUUGUCUCUCCAACGGUGCCCAAGGGAACAGAGAGGAUACGUCUAUGCCUUCACGCUGCCAACACUGCAGAUGAGGCUGUCGGGAUAGUGUCAGCAAUAGAAUCAUGGGUAGUUUCUCAGAUGAAUGUUUCAAAGUCGAGACUCUAG